UCUAGCUGAAAUACAUAAAUAAGAGAGUAGCCCAAAGGUGGAGGCAAAUCAAGUUGGUAGAGGAUCAGGUGAACCAAGUUCUAAAAUUUUCUGUGAAGAAGAAUAUAAUUUAACAACCAUGGUGUCGAUCAGGGAAAUGGUACACAAGGGAUUGAUCGUGACGCUGUGCUUACUGGUGGCGUUCCAUGACUUAGCCGAUGCUGCACGAAACAGGAACAAACCGAGGAGAAACAGACUCAACAAACAAGUCAAAAGGCAGAGAAACUCGGAAUCAAACUCGGACAGGAUGGAAGGACGACAAACAGACACUUGCGCUGACCUGAACAAGAAGGUGUUGAAGUUGAAAUAUGACAGAGAAGUUGACUCGAAUAGUUCAGCCAGUUUUGUGAUGUGGCCUACGCCCGCACGGCCCAUCAGACACGGAGUUGCUUUCCCCUCACCUACACCCGCAAGGAUAAGCACGUGCCCCACUGUGCCGCUGGAACCAAACGUGGACGGUGACAGGUGGCCAAGAGUAAUCAUGGUGGCAAGGUGCGAAUGCCAACAUUGCUACCUUGGAUCUAGAGCCCAGAGAAUAAUACCGCAGACCAACGACAACGAAAACGAGAACUGCCCAGCCGAUGAGACCCCCAACCCAGCCGGCUACUGUCGGCCGAUCGAAAGGGACAUCGCCGUCCUGAGGAAAUCGGGCUGCGCAGGUGAUUUUGCGCAAUACACAUGGGGCACGGAGCGGGUAACUGUUGGAUGCGAAUGUGUGAUUGGGCCUAGGCCCUAAAGUAUUUCCACCAGUAAAUACAAACAUAAGAUAUGAAUUCCAAUGUUUGAGAUUUCUCCGGAAAUAUUCCCAAAAACUUUUGAUGAAAAUCGACCGUUUGAAAACGAAAUAUUGUACGUCUCUGUUGUCGUAUUGGGAAAUUGUUUACUGAAAUGCUUUUUGAUAAAAUAUUGAUAUAUUUUAUUGAAGAUAUUUAUAUAGUCUUUCACUGAAAGAUAGAAUCGCAGUACUAAGCACACCAAAGAAAAAAAUGCACUUUUUAUAUUAUAUUAUCUAUAGAAAUGAGAAAUUGGAUAAACAAUGUUCUUAUUUCUUUCAUCCGACCAACACAUAGAAAUGAAAAUAUCGCAGCUUAUCAAUUAUUAUUUUCUAUUUGUAACUCUCACUGAGAAAUUGAGAAAAAUACGAAUCAGUUAGAAUAACCAUAUUUCAUUUGGAAGUUGGAACAAACAUAAAUGCUUCGAAUGAAAAUUGGAACUGCGUAGAAACAAGACUUUCAUGUACCAAAUGACUAUACAUUAAAUGUCCAUUAAUUUAUAUUUUGGGGGUGCAAUUUGCUGAGAAAUAAUAAGACUAAUUUUUCAUUUUUUUCUCAAGAUUUUGAAAUUGGAUACCAGCAUGUAGUUUUCUUAUUCUGUUCUAUGUUUUCAAAAUUGUAUUCAUGAUUCGAAUCCCUCCGUGUUUUAUAUGUUCAUCUAUUUAUUGUCAUUUUAUAUAUCGUAUAAUCACAUCAAUCAUGAAACGAAACUGAUACAAAUUCCUGAUUUUUAUUGCAAGAUUUGAAUCACAUUUCGAAAAACGUGACACACUCACAAUCAUUCUCUUUAAUGUCGUGUAAAAAAAUCAUUAAGAAGUGUAAAAAUAAAAAUAAUGUUAGGCUUGUUGCUUUAAUUGUUUAUGAUCUUGUACCUUUUGAUAUUUAUCAGGAAUAAAUAUUUCGGCAAUAUCAUACUGAACACGAAAUUACUGACGCAAGUUGACAAAAGAAACAAGGAUCACCCGAACUUUAAAAGGAAUAAUUGAUUUUGCUUUUGAUUGGUGGGGUGGGGGCACUCACAAUAGUGUUAGUGUUCCAUAAAUGCAAACGGAACAUUCUGAUAUGGUAGUUGUUUUAGAUCUUUCAUGUUUGGUUUGAAAUUCACAUUUUCUCUUUCCAUCGUGUCAAAUUUUUGUAAGCUAUUUAUCAAUCACCUUGGUUGUUGCUGGUAAACAAUCUAUAUUUCUGUAUUACAAUGUGCCUAUGUUUUAUUUAUAUCAUAUAGAAAAUUUUUGUGUACAUUUCAUUAUUUUGUUCGCUUAUACAUCUCUGUACGAGAUAUGCCGCGUCGUUUUUGGCACGGAUUGAAAUAUGUUUAUAAAACACCAAAGUCAUUGGAGUUACUUAAGUAUUCACGUUUUAGUGGACUUAAAAAAAGAUGUUUAUUUAUUAAAUUAUAUUCUGUAAAAAAUCAUAAUGAUUGUGUAUAAAGGCAACGGGUCGUUCCUUUAACGUAAGGUAACAAAAUAAAAACAAGACAAACACAAACAUAUUGUAAGCCCGUGUCGGGUAUUUUACUUGAAAAUACUUCAAAGUUUCGAUUUUGUUUGUACAUAUAUUAUGAUUAUUUCUGAUAGUAUUUGUACAAACCGAUCUUUUGCUAAAACAACGAAAGAUGAGAGAAAAAUGUCAUUACAUUAUGUUUUGUUUGGUAUUCACCAUUGUUUUACAAGUUUCGAUUUUGUUUGUAUAACGAUACAGAAAAUGUGUAUAAUGCUAAAACAAAAGUAAAAAAAAGUUAUACAAAUAUAUAUGAAAUCCAAAGAAGAUACAAUAUAUCAUUGACAAAAACUGUACCGUUGUCAUUAACGCAGCUUUUCAAAUACUAUAAGCGAUACUAUUAAACCAAUAAAUUGAUAUUGUUUUAUUAUUGGCGAUAUCACGUGAGCCAUAAAAUCAUAGCAAAAUGCGUGCAUUCACUUUAAUGUUUUAUUGUGUUCAUAGAAUUUACGUAAGUUGGGAGGUGUCACUCUUUUGCACAAUAAUUUUUCUAUAUUUUUUGCACAUUAGUUCUGCCCAAGUCAUGUAGGUAUACGCGUUAAUUACGUUCUAAUUAUACAAAAUAGUUAUUGAACUGGUUGCGAAUUUGUAAAGUGCUUUCAAUAAUAAAUGAUACAGACAAAGGCAUCUCGUUAAGAAAUAACGUGAACUCCAAAUUUGAAGAGAAACGCAUUAUAUUAUCAUGAUUGUGCGGGGUUUUUCCAUUCCAGUUUGUUCAUCGUCAUGUCUGUACGUCUUUGAAUUUCUGUUAAUUAGUAUUUGGUGUAUAAAAUAUUUUGUUAAUGCCUUAGGGUGCUAUAGUAUAAAGAAACCCGAAUAUAUUGAAAUGGUUGUGACUUCGUCCUAUCAAUGAUAAAUAAUAAAAAUGGCAAAUGCAAAGCUAUCUUAUUACAAAAAAAGAUAAAGAUAAACGCAAAUUUAAAGUUAACGCAUUCAUACUUUAUCACAAGAUACUGUAUUUAAAAAAAAACGUGUUUUAAUAUAAAAAUUACAACUUCAUAUUUCUUAUGACAUGUAACUUAUUGCUGGUCUACUUUUUAAGUUUGAUUAAUAAUGUUAAUUUUCAUUUUUUUUAAAAAUACUUUCACGAUGUUAGAAAUUGCAUUUUGUAAUAAUUAUUGUUUAUGACAUGUAACUUAUUGCUGGUCUACUUUUUUAGUUUGAUUAAUAAUGUUAAUUUUCAUUU
Molecule: messenger RNA, 3498 nt
Organism: Lytechinus variegatus (green sea urchin)
Lineage: Eukaryota; Metazoa; Echinodermata; Echinoidea; Temnopleuroida; Toxopneustidae
Exons: 3
Coding region: 119-775 (218 amino acids)
Cellular component (GO): extracellular region
Molecular function (GO): cytokine activity
Source: RefSeq, a predicted model, not a curated record